AUGAUAUCCUCACCAGAAUCUUCUGAUGUUGACCCGCCGUCCCAAGCUCCCUCAAACCAUGACAUUGAAGCAAAGGAGCCGCCACAGCAAAAUGUAUAUCCUGCAGAUAAUCUUUCCACGCCACGACAGAUUCUCUUCGUUGGAACUAUCUAUACAGCCAUGUUCACGAACCAGGUCGGCUUAGGCAACACCCUAACCACGGUGGGCAUAAUUGGAGAAUGCUUUGGGAUUACUUCCCAGGGCCAGCUUUCCUGGUUGAUUGCUGGCUACAGCUUGACGAUUGGCACAUUCAUUCUUAUCGGCGGACGGCUUGGAGACGAGUUUGGCAACAAGAAAAUGUUCGUCAUUGGCAUGGCCUGGUAUUCCCUCUGGUCUAUGGUGGCUGGGCUGGCAGUCUAUUCAUCGCACGUUCUCUUCGUCUUCGCUCGUGUAUUUCAAGGCAUGGGUCCUGCUUUGACCUUGCCCAACGGUCUCGGCAUCUUGGGCAAGUCGUAUUCUCCCGGGCCGCGAAUGAAUAUGUCAUUCGCUUGGUUCGGCGGCUCAGCACCGUUCGGUGCCAUUGCAGGUUUCUUGUUUGGAGGGCUUUUUGCUUUGGCCUGGUGGCCGUGGAUCUACUGGAGCCAGGCAAUUGCGCUUUCCUGUGUGGCAAUCUUUGCUGCAUGGGCAAUUCCUCCUCAAGCAGUGCAGCCAAAACAAGAACAAUCACUGCGUGAAAAGCUCGAGGAUUUGGAUAUCCCAGGAAUGUUUACCGGAGUCACCGCUUUGGUCUUGUUCAACUUUGCGUGGAACCAGGCUGUGGUUGUUUCUUGGCACGAAGCCUAUGUCUAUGUUUGCUUGAUCCUUGGCGUUCUCUUUGCGACAGCGUUCUUUUGCAUCGAGAUUUACUGGGCAAAGGCUCCAAUUUUGCCCCUGGCUGCAUUCAACUCAGAUAUUGCUUUUGUCUUUGCAUGUACAGCAACAGGAUGGGCCUGCUUUGGUAUUUGGGUCUUCUAUAUCGGUCUUGUUGCACUCAACAUUGGUGGAAAUACCCCUCUUCAAAUGGCAGCAUGGUUUAUUCCUGUCAUUCCCUCUGGCUUGAUCUCAGCCCUUGCUGUCGGUAAAUUAGUCGGCAAGAUUCCCGCCUCAUGGAUCAUGAUUACCGGACAAAUUGCGUAUCUCGUUGGAUCGAUCCUCGCAGCUACUCGACCCCCGCAUUCGAUUUACUGGACGUAUUACUUUUUCAGCGUCCUCAUCAUCACUGUUGGAAUGGAUACUUCCUUUCCCGCAGCUGCAAUGAUCUUUUCAGGCUCUGUUCCACAACAGUAUCAGGGUAUGGGAGCAAGUGUUGUCAUGACUGUCGUCAACUACAGCAUCUCGCUUGGGCUUGGCCUUGCCGGCACUAUCGAGAACAACAUCAACCAUGGAGGACUGACGCCAGAAGAUAAGCUCAAAGGUUACCGCGGUGCACUGUGGUUCUCAGUUGGUUUAGCAGGCCUCGGUGUGGUCCUCAGUCUUAUCUAUGAGCUGAAAACUCGCCUCAAAUACGAAUCCGCCAAGGUGUAGUGUCAAAUAUUUCGGUCAGUCUUCGGAUACGGUAAACACUUGGCGAGUAUCCCAAACGGCUAGAAAGCAGCCGAAGUGGUACUCACAUUAGCUCACUCCUUAUAUCAAAGCACAUUCAGCGGGAACUUGUAAAGUUUUAAUAAAGCCC
Molecule: messenger RNA, 1690 nt
Organism: Trichoderma asperellum CBS 433.97
Lineage: Eukaryota; Fungi; Ascomycota; Sordariomycetes; Hypocreales; Hypocreaceae
Biological process (GO): transmembrane transport
Cellular component (GO): membrane
Molecular function (GO): transmembrane transporter activity
Source: RefSeq, a predicted model, not a curated record